Molecule: messenger RNA, 2442 nt
Organism: Plectropomus leopardus (leopard coralgrouper)
Lineage: Eukaryota; Metazoa; Chordata; Actinopteri; Perciformes; Serranidae
Product: retinol dehydrogenase 13
Source: RefSeq, a predicted model, not a curated record
GUAAUAAAUGAUCAAACCUGUGUGUGAGAGUCUGACAUUAACAGAUCUUUAUCUCCACAUCAAAGGUUAUCUUCAAUUUAACAGAAGCGCAAAAAAGCAAGUUAUGUCCAGAGCCCUUUGUUUAUUCUAGCGCACUAGUUGUCAUACAACAGUUUCCAUAACAGAGGGUACACGUUAAACUCGAGUCUUAUUUUGAAAAUCCUCGUCGUGCAGGCCACGCCCCCCACUUCCGCGCACUACUGAAACUAAAUGGGGAACACCUUUUUGAACAUUACAAGUUUUGACAGCAUUUGACGUUUUAUCCAGUGAAUCAGAUUAUUAUUUUAAACGGUAUUAUUUUAAAUUUUAGCCUUUAGGCUUUUGAGUUGGUUAAUAAUUAACAGACUAAAAUAUGCAAAACUACGCAGAGGCAGUCAGGGACUUUGUGGAGAAGCACGCGACCGGUCUGACUGCUGUUUUUGUUGCAGGGGCAGGCUUACUGGCCUUGCGCAGGUGGUUGGCUGGGGGAGUGUGUCGGAGCAAGGUCAGGCUGGAUGGGAAAACAGUCCUGAUCACUGGAGCCAACACUGGCAUUGGGAAGGAGACGGCCCUGGACAUGGCCAAGCGAGGAGCCAGAGUGAUCCUAGCCUGCAGAGACAUGACCAGAGCCCGCAUUGCAGCUGAUGAGAUCCGACAGCAGAGCGGAAACGGCAAUGUGGUGGUGAAGAAACUGGACCUGUCCUCACUGCAGUCUGUCAGGGAUCUGGCCAAAGAUGUCCAGGAGAAUGAGACGCGUCUGGACAUCCUCAUCAACAAUGCAGGUAUCAUGAUGUGUCCUAAGUGGAAGACUAAGGAUGGCUUUGAAAUGCAGUUUGGUGUCAACCACCUGGGACAUUUUCUCCUCACCAACUGUCUUCUGGACCUGCUGAAGAAGUCAGCUCCAAGUCGUGUUGUCAUCGUCUCCAGUCUGGCGCAUGAGAAAGGCCGUAUACACUUUGAUGACAUCAACCUCGAUAAAGACUACAAGCGUCAAGAGAGCUACCGCCAAAGCAAGCUGGCCAAUGUGCUCUUCUGCAGAGAACUGGCUGCCAGACUGAAAGACACUGGUGUGACAGUGUACAGUCUUCACCCUGGAGUCAUCCGCACAGAGUUAGGCCGCCACUUGUUCCCCUCUUUAGCUCUGUGGCAGAGGAUCGUCGCCGUGCCAUUUGUCUUGAUGAUCAAAAGUCCCUGGGAAGGAGCUCAGACCUCCAUCUACUGUGCUGUGGACGAGAGCCAGGCCAAUGUCAGCGGCCUCUACUACAGUGACUGUGCACCCAAAACGCCGGCCCCGCAGGCCCUGGAUGAUGCUGCAGCCAAGAAGCUGUGGGACCUCAGUGCUUCCAUGGUCGGUCUGGCUUAAACACAACAGCUUCGCCUGCUUUUAUCACCUGCCCCUCCUGCUGGAGUCAGCUGUCAUGUUUACAUAGGUAAACCAAUCACAUGAGCUUUAUCAUUACCUAACAGGCCAGGGCAAUUCAAAAAUAAUGAUUUUUACUGUCUUUUAGACAGAAUAGAAAUUCAGCUCAGAUCUUUAUGAACAGACAAAAUAUUUAAGAUCUUAAGUAUUUGCCGAUGAGUACAAAAUUUUGCACUAUUUUAUCAAUUCCAGUCAGUUGAUUGGAUAUUAAAAUUAGGUGUAUUGCUUUAUUUCUAUAUUACGCAGAUUCUGCAUUAUGACUCAUGCUUUAUUGUAAACCUAUGGUGUGCUGCUAUAUCCUAAUGAAAAUGAGGCAUUAUAAUCUACCAUAUUUGCUGAAUGUUUGCACUUUUAAAUUGCUUUUUUUACUUUUAACUUUUUUGACUUGGGAAAAUACUAAAAUGCUUGAGAGCCGAACAAGCUCCCGUCACAUGUUGUGCUGCAAAUUCCAAGAGACUUUUAGGACUUCAAACUGCUGCUUUUAUUCAUGGCAUCUAACAACAAUUGCCAACAUACAGCAAUAAAAUUGUAUAGACUGUAAAAAUUGAUUCUGCAUCAUAAUCAUUGCAGAAGACUCAUAAAAGCAUCUAAAGAAGUACAUCAGGACAGCUGCAGCCUAUUUGUGUACAGGUUGAAGAGGUAGACUGUGUUGAAGUGUUGCGUGGACCUUGACUUUAUGAGUCGGCACUGAGGGGAAAAGACUGUUGCAGAGUGGAGAGUGGAUCCUCCACCCGGUGUAGAGAGGGAGUGGACGCCUCAGGGGCAGAGAGCAGUUAGGAUGCAGCCAGGAGAUCCAGAAGACUCGUCAGCUAACUGAGUGCCCCGUGUGAGUGUGAGCGUGUGUCUCUUCACAAAGUGUGUUGUAUAAUAAUUUGUUACUUUCAUCUUUCAAGGACAGAAUUGAACUCUGUGCUUUUGUAAACCAAACUGACUUAAAAUGAACAAAGUGUACAACAGAGAAACAUCAGCAACACUUUGGGCAAUAAAUCUCUGAUUAAAAGUGA